This is a messenger RNA of Danio rerio (zebrafish), 14226 nucleotides long. The record is from RefSeq and is a predicted model, not a curated record. Lineage: Eukaryota; Metazoa; Chordata; Actinopteri; Cypriniformes; Danionidae.
CUGGCGCAGACAGUGUGAGUGGAUCGCCGGAUGAACCGAUCUCGUGAACGCCUGUCACACUGCGAGGGAAGUAACCUUAGCAAAUGCGGAUUGUGUCAUUUUAGCGUGUUUUCUGCGACAGGGUCGCUGUCGUUCUCGACUCAUCAUGGUCUUCGAGUCUUUAGUCAGUGAUCUUUUAAACAGGUUUAUUGGAGAUUAUGUGGAAAACCUGGACAAGUCGCAGCUCAAGAUUGGCAUAUGGGGAGGAAAUGUGGUGUUGGAAAAUCUGAAGGUGAAAGAAAAUGCUUUGAGUGAACUUGAUGUCCCUUUUAAAGUGAAAGCUGGACAGAUUGGUAAACUGACUCUGAAGAUCCCUUGGAAAAACCUUUACAAUGAAGCAGUGGUGGCAACAUUGGAUGGAUUAUACCUUCUAGUGGUUCCUGGUGCAACAAUAAAGUAUGAUGCGGUCAAAGAAGAGCGGUAUCUGCAGGAAGCCAAACAGAAGGAGCUUCAGCGCAUUGAGGAAACCCUGCAGCUGGUGGCACGCAGAGACUCUCAAGCUGGAGAGUUUGUGUUUAAUCUGGAGAGUUAUGUGUAUAAGAAUCCACCGCGGGACAAAGGACGUAAGGUUAAAAAGCAUAAAAAACCCUUUAGGAGAUCAAAAAAGUAUGAACAUAAAGCAGAGAAGCCUCAGGAAGAAAAGAAGGACACGUUUGCUGAGAAACUGGCAACACAAGUUAUCAAAAACCUCCAGGUCAAAAUCACAAGCAUUCACAUCAGAUAUGAAGAUGAUGUGUCCGAUCCUCAAAAACCUCUUGCUAUGGGUUUGACCCUUUCAGAACUCAGCCUACAGACAGCAGAUGAAAACUGGAAGACUUGUAUUCUUAAUGAAGCAGCCAAGAUCAUCUACAAGCUGGGGCGUCUGGAGUGUUUUUGUGCCUAUUGGAAUGUAAACGGCCCAAUCUUCUACAAAGACUCCUGGGAGGGGAUAGUGGAGAAGUUAAAAGCAGGAAUAAGCACAAAAAAUGAGGAACUGCAAGGCUAUCAAUACAUUUUCAAACCAAUAUUUGCCUCUGCAAGGAUGUGCAUCAACCCGAAUGCCGAAGUUGAGCUCAAGUCACCCAAAGCUAACCUGCACCUGGAAGUUCAGAACAUUGCAAUUGAGAUGACUAAAUCGCAGUACCUCUCUAUGGUGGAUCUACUGGAGUCUAUUGACUGUAUGGUGAAAAACGGCCCUUACAGAAAGUUUAGGCCUGAUGUUCCAGUCCACAGAAAUGCAAGGCAAUGGUGGAAAUACGGCAUCAGCAGUAUACUGGAAGUGCAUGUCAGGCGCUUCAACCAGAUGUGGAACUGGACGAACAUCAAGAAGCACCGACAGACGCUUAAAUCUUACAAAGCAGCAUACAAAGUCAAACUCACACAAAGUGCGAAAGUACGAGAAGACACAGAGAAGCAGAUUCAGGAGCUGGAGAAAGGCCUGGAUGUGUUCAACAUUGUAUUGGCCAGACAGCAGGUUCAGAUGGAGGUGGUUCGAUCUGGACAGAAGCUGGUUGCCAAAAAGGCUGCCACUCAGAAACAGAGUGGAGGAGGCUUCUUUAGUAGCUUUUUUGGCAAAAAAGAAGGAAAAAAGGAAGAGGAGGAUAAAGAACCUGAGAGUAUUGAUUCCAUCAUGACUGUUGAAGAGAAGUCUAAACUCUAUACAGCCAUUGGCUACAGCGGGAGCUCGCAUAACCUUGCCUUACCGAAACAUUAUGUAGCUGUGAUUGUCAACUUUAAACUGCUGAGCACUUCGGUAACGUUCAGAGAGGAGCCUGGAGUUCCAGAGAUCCUCAAAGUGCAAAUGAUUGACCUCAGUACGUCCAUCUCACAGAGACCAGGAGCACAGGCCAUAAGGGUGGAGGCUAAGCUGGAGCACUGGUAUGUGACUGGUCUGCAGCAGCAGGGUGAAGUGCCGUCCCUCAUCGCAUCACUCGGGGAUUCAAACUCUUCUCUGCUCAGUGUGCGUUUCGAGAUCAAUCCAGAGGACAGCCCUGCUGACCAGCUCCUCAGAGUGCACUCACAGCCUGUAGAGAUCAUCUAUGAUGCUCUGACUGUCAUCAGCAUCACAGAAUUCUUUAAGACGGGUAAAGGAGUUGAUCUAGAGGUCAUCACUUCAGCCACGCUCAGCAAACUUGAGGAGAUCAAAGAGAAAACCGCUACUGGCUUGUCUCACAUCAUCGAGACGCGCAAGGUGCUGGAUUUGAGGAUUGAUCUCAAACCCUCAUACCUGCUGCUGCCCAAGUCUGGAUUCUAUGAUGGCAAAUCAGAGCUCAUGAUUGUUGAUUUCGGUUACCUGCAGUUAAACAGUGUAGAUCAGGGUGGCCAUCAGCAGGUUUCUGCCAGUUUCUCAUCUUUAGAGGAAAUCAUGGACAGAGCGUAUGAAAGAUAUUCACUGGAGCUGCGCAGUGUCCAGAUACUCUACAGCAGAUCAGGAGAGAAAUGGAAAAGUGCUUGUCAUGAAGGCCUUUCCCAUCAACACAUCCUGCAGCCAAUGGACUUCACACUCCAACUGGCCAAAUGUAUGGUGGACAAGGAUGCACGAAUGCCCAGGUUCAAAGUAUCAGGUGAGCUGCCAUUGCUUCAUUUGAAGAUCUCUGAUCAGAAGAUUCAGGGUGUUUUGGAGCUGGUGGAUAGUAUUCCUCUUCCUCAGACUAGCUCCUCUCCUCCCAGCAGCCCCACUGGAAAGAAGGUGUUGGGGAUGCCGCUGUCUAAUACCAGGCCAAAGGUCUUGGCUUUAGACCCCACAGUUCUGUCCUAUGCUGUUGAGUCAGAGUCUGAUGAAGACACUAGUGAGAAGUCUGUGGAUGAAGAAUCUCUCAGAUCAACCUUGGAGGAACUGACUGAAGUGCAGUUUCAGUUUGAAGUCAAAGCGGUGUUGUUUGAGCUCACAAGGCAGGCCGCUCAGGAGGAUGUUGUAUUGGCGUUCAGUGUGUCUCAGCUGGGUGCAGAAGGCAGGAUUCGAACAUUCGAUCUCAGUGUUACAUCUUACCUCAAAAAGAUCAGCUUGGAUUACUGUGAGGAAAAAGAUGUGCAAAACCAGCCACUUCACCUAAUUACCUCUUCAGACAAGCAUGGCUCUGAUCUGUUGAAAGUGGAGUACAUCAAAGCGGAUGUGAAUGGGCCCAGCUUCUGCACCUUAUUUAAUAAUACAGAACAGACACUGAAGGUGGAGUUUUCCUCAUUGGACUUCCUGCUACACACCAAAGCUUUGCUGUCUACCAUCAACUACAUGAACUCCGCAAUACCACAAGAGCUCACAGCCAAUAAAGAGAGAGAAACCAGGCGACGAGCGGACCGAGCAGCAGCUGGGAAGACAGUGUCCAAGGGUUCGAAAGAUGCUGGUGUUGUGAACUUUAAGCUGUCUGCAGUGCUGGGAUCCUUCAGAGUGGCUGUCUGUGAUGACAGAAGCAACAUCGCUGAUAUACGGGUCCAAGGCAUUGAUGCGUCUGUGAUGGUUCAGGCAAAGGAAACAGAUGUUUUUGCCCGUCUGCGUGACAUUGUGGUUCUGGAUGUGGACCCUAAGACCAUCCACAAGAAGGCGGUGUCCAUCGUUGGAGAGGAAGUGUUCAGCUUUAAGAUGACCCUAUACCCUGGGGCCACUGAGGGGGAUGGCUACACUGACACCUCCAAAGUGGAUGGCAAAGUUAUCAUGAGACUUGGCUGUAUCCAGAUCGUCUACCUGCACAAAUUCCUCAUGUCUUUAUUGGACUCUUUUAGCUAUCAGUACCCCUCUGCUGAUGAGAUGUUUGUGGAUAAUUUCCAGACAGCAAAAGAGGCUCUCAGUGCCGCUACGGCUCAAGCUGCAGAGAAAGCAGCUUCCAGCGUGAGGGAUUUUGCACAGAAGAGCUUCAGACUCGCUAUGGACAUCAGACUGAAGGCCCCCCUUAUCAUAAUCCCCCAGUCCUCCACAUCCCACAAUGCAUUUGUGGUUGACCUGGGUCUCAUUACAGUGGGAAACCGCUUCUCGCUGCUGGCAGCUGAGGGCUUCCCACUGCCGGCUGUUUUGGAGACCAUGGACAUAAAACUCACUCAACUCAAACUAUCCAGGACUGUCCUGAAGCAUGAUGCUGAUCAUCUAGAUAUUGAGAUUUUGGAGCCCAUAAAUCUAGAACUUUUAGUCAAGCGUAAUUUGGCUGCCGCCUGGUACAACAAAAUUCCUGGUGUGGAGGUCAAUGGAGUGCUCAUGUCAAUGAACAUGUCUCUUGGACAGGAGGAUCUCGGCGUCCUCAUGAGAAUCCUAGCAGAGAACAUUGGCGAAGGAAGCAAGGCUGCUGCAGUGGAGGGAACAAAAGCUUCUGCUAAAGAUGAAGCGGUUAUAGAUGAAGGACUGAUGCAGACACUUCCAGUGGGUAUAGGGAGUCUACCUGCGUUGACCAACGGUGCUUUCACUGAGAAUGUUGUCAACGUGCUGCUCAAUUUUGAAAUCAAGAAGGUUAUGUUGAUGUUGAAAAAGUCCAAAAAUGGGGACGAGAGUCCUUUUUUGGUUCUCGAUGUAUCUCAGCUUGGAAUUGACACCAAAGUUCGAAAAUACGAUAUGGAGGCAACAACAUACAUCAAAACCAUCUCCAUGAAGUGCCUAGAAUUUCCUGAUUCAAAUGGAGAACCGCUUUGCAUAAUCAGUUCUUCAGCAGAAUCAGGAGCAGAUCUUCUUGAAGUCAAAUAUUUCAAGGCUGAUCGAAAUGGGCCAAACUUUGCAAGCCUUUACCAAAAUACUGAGCAGAAGAUGAACGUGGUGUUCUCCUCGCUUGACUUGAUGUUGCACACUGAGGCUCUGCUAUCUACCAUGGACUUCCUGUCUGCCGCUCUGUCCACCAGCAGCCUUCCCUCACCUGAGAGAGAGAGCAAAAAGUCUGAAGAUAUGAAAACUACCUCAGCUAAAUCCACUGCACUGAGCUCUCCAUCUGAUGGUGACAUCAUUGACUUGAUGGUGAAUAUGCAGCUCGGAGCAUUUAAUGUGUUAGUUUGUGACCAGAAGAGCAACAUGGCUGACAUCAAGAUUCAGGGAUUAGACGGUUCUCUUCAAAUGAAAGGAACUCAGACGCACAUGUUCACACGUCUGCGUGACUUCAUCGUCAUAAAUGUGGAUUCAAAAACAAUUCACAAGAAGGCCAUCUCCAUCGUAGGCGAUGAGGUGUUCAGCUUCAGCAUGAGUCUGACGCCCAAAGCCACUGAGGGGGCCGGCUACACAGACACUUCAAAGGUCGAUGGCAAAGUGAAACUCAACGUGGGCUGUAUUCAAGUGGUCUACCUUCACAAAUUCUUCAUGUCGUUGCUGAAUUUCAGUAAUAACUUCCAGGAAGCGAAAGAGGCUCUCAGUGCUGCCACGGCUCAGGCUGCAGAGAAAGCAGCUUCCAGCGUGAGGGAUUUUGCACAGAAGAGCUUCAGACUCGCCAUGGACAUCAAACUGAAGGCCCCCCUUAUCAUAAUCCCUCAGUCCUCCACAUCCCACAAUGCUGUGGAGGCAGACUUGGGUCUCAUUACUGUGGGAAACCGCUUCUCACUGCUCCCAGUGGAAGGCCGUCCACUGCCUGCUGUCAUAGAUAAUAUGGACAUACAGCUCACUCAGCUAAAACUGUCCAGAAUUUCCAUGGAGCUGGACUCAGAUCAGACUAGCUCGAAACUGUUGGAGCCUGUUAAUUUGGUUCUGUCGGUUAAACGUAACUUGGCAUCAUCGUGGUACCAGAAGAUGGCUGCGAUAGAAGUGGAUGGAGAUCUGAAGCCAAUGAAGGUGGCUCUGAGUCAAGAUGACCUGAGCGUCCUGCUGCGGAUUCUGAUGGAGAACAUCGGCGAGGCGAGCGACAUUCAGUCUGACACAGCACUCAGACAAGAGAAUGUGCUUGUCAGAGCUCGUACAGCGACCGGCUCUGAGAUUCUUGAGGAGAAGCUGUCGGAAAGUAAACUGAAGGAGACAGAACUGCUGGAGAGUGUCAGAUUCAGCUUUAAUGUAGAGUCUCUUGGACUCACACUCUAUAAUAAUGACCCUUCACAGCCCUGUGUGCAUGAGGAGAAGUCGUGUUUAGGUGAAUUUAUGCUGUGUAAAAUGAAGAUGUCUGGGAAAAUGCUUAAUAAUGGCAACAUGGAGGUUUCCACAAUCCUCACAACAUGUACACUGGAUGACAGAAGGAGUGGAAUUCAACGAGUCACGUCCAGGAUGCUGGGAAGGCGUGAUGAGGAGACAUCAGAGCCCAUGAUUGAUGUGACGUAUUCUCAGAGUGUGGAUGAACGUUCAGUGGUCGCUGUGCUGCAGAAGCUCUAUCUGUGUGCUAGCGUUGAGUUCUUGCUGGCUGUCGCUGACUUUUUUGUACAAGCCUUGCCCACGAGUCCACCCACACAGAGAGAGAAAACCAACCAGCUGCCACUCAAAUACGUCUCUGAACCUAAAAUCCACACUGAACCUAAAGCAGUGUAUCUAUCAUCAGUCCCAGCUCAGAGAACCAAGCUGCGAGCAGUUGUGGUGGACCCAGAGGUUGUGUUUGUGGCUAACCUAAUGAAGGCAGAUGCUCCUGCGCUGGUCGCCUCGUUCCAGUGUGAUUUCAGUCUGCUGUCAGAAGAAGCCGGUCAGACCAUGAAAGCCAAUGUCAGGAGCCUGAAAGUGCUCGCCUGCCCCUUCAUCAGAGCAGAGGGUGACAAAGCUGUGACCACAGUGCUGAGGCCGUGCUCUGUUGAACUUGAGACCAAAAUGCCAGCCAAUGCCCCGUUAGCUGGUUCAAUGACUGUGGAGGAGGUCAUAGUGAAGAUUUCUCCCAUCAUUCUCAACACCGUCAUAACCAUCACAGCAGCCAUGGCACCCAAACCCAAAGAAGAGCUGUCACAGCAGAAGUCUGGUGACCAGAACAGCCUCUGGUCUUUGAUGAGCGUCGCUAAUGCGAACUACUGGUUCCUCGGAGUGGACACAGCUUCUGAGGUCACCGAGAGCUUCACAGAUGUGGACAGCAGUAAAGAUGGAGAGACCUUCGGAUUAACGGUGAAGGUGGUGCAGGUUACGCUUGAGUCCGGUUUGGGCCAUCGGACUGUUCCUCUGCUGCUUGCAGAGUCGUCCUUCAGCGUUACGGCUCAGAACUGGUCAUCAUUGCUCAGUGUUUCUGCAGAUAUGACACUAGAGGUCAAUUACUUCAAUGAGACUCAUGCAGUAUGGGAGCCACUGCUGGAGAGGGUGGACAAUGGGAAACGCAGGUGGAACCUCAAAUUGGAUAUGAAGAAUAACCCUGUACGAGAUAAAAGUCCAGUUCCUGGGGAUGAUUUUAUUAUGCUGCCAGACCCUCGCACAGCCAUCACCAUAUGCUCCAAAGACACCAUGAACAUCACAGUGUCCAAGUGCUGCCUCAAUGUCUUCAACAACCUGGCUAAGGCAUUCUCAGAGAGCACAGCCUCCACAUUUGACCAUUCCCUGAAGGAGAAAUCUCCAUUCACCAUCCGCAAUGCUUUAGGCGUUGCUCUCAUUGUUCAGCACAGUGCAAACCUACGUGUGCCUGGCUCAUCCACACUGGGCAAAGUGCACGAAUUGGCUGUGGAUAAAAGUCUGGAUUUAGAAUAUUCCUCGUUUGAGCGUUCAUCACGACAGUCUGCCCUGCAGAGGCAGGAAAGCUGCUUAUUCAAUCUCAGCAUAGUUCCGUCAGGUUACAGUGAGAUUUCGAAUAUUCCUCUGGGCAAGCCGGGCCGCAGACUCUAUAAUGUCAGACAACCCAUGCAAGAAGAAUCGGUGUCUGUGCUGCUUCAGAUUGAUGCCAGCGAGGGCAACAAGGUCAUCACCGUACGCUCCCCCCUACAGAUAAAGAACCAUUUCUCAGUGCCUUUUGCCAUUCUAAAGUAUUCCUCUGAGCUUGGCGGAAUGGUGAAUGUGGGGGUCGCUGAGCCUGAGAAGGAGUGCCAUGUCCCUCUGGAAGCAUACAGGAGUCAACUGUUUUUGCUGCCUGUUGGUCCUUUGGAAAAACUGUAUCGUGCGUCGACCACAUGCAUUGCAUGGAAAGAGAAGGUUCACGUGAGCUCAGAGGUUCAUGCAGUGCUGCAGUGUCCUGCAACAGAGAGCAACUUCUUGCCGCUAGUGGUGAACACACUGGCCAUGCCUGAUGACCUGAGCCACAUCGCCAAUCAUGGGGAAGUGGAAUGGGACCCUGCUUACCUCAUCCAUCUGCACCCACCUGUCACAGUCAAAAACCUGCUACCCUACUCGAUCCGAUAUCUGCUGGAGGGUUCUGCAGACAUCUAUGAGCUUCAGGAGGGCAGUGCAGCAGAUGUGCUGAACUCGAACGUUAGCGGUGAAAUAAUGGAGCUUAUUUUGAUCAAGUACCAAGGUCGUAACUGGACUGGCCGUAUGAGGAUUAGCAGAGACAUGCCUGAGUUCAUCACCAUCUGCUUCAACUGCGACACCGGAGAGGCACUGACCGUGGAUGUGUGUGUGCAUGUGUCCCGUGUGAGCGGCAAAUUCAUCCUCUCUGUUCAUAGCCCAUACUGGAUCAUCAAUAAGACGUCCCGUGUGCUGCAGUAUCGAGCCGAGGAUACCUUUGUGAAACACCCGUCCGACUUCAGAGAUGUGAUUCUGUUCUCUUUUAAGAAGAAGAAUAUCUUCAGCAAGAAUAAGUUGCAGCUCUGUGUGUCCACCAGCUCCUGGUCUGAGGGCUUCUCGCUGGACACCGUUGGUAGCUAUGGAUGUGUGCGCUGUCCAGACAAAAGCGGAGACUAUCUGGUUGGGGUCAGUAUCCAAAUGAGCAGCUUUAAUCUGACGCGGAUUGUUACCAUGAGCCCCUUCUACACACUCGUCAACAAGUCCUUGUUUGAGCUGGAGGUUGGAGAGGUGCAAAACAACAAUGGCUCCAGCAACAAGUGGCACUACAUUUCCUCCACUGAGUGUUUGCCUUUCUGGCCUGAAUCCAGCACAGAGAAGCUGUGUGUGCGGGUCGUGGGAUGUGAAUCGAGCUCCAAAUCAUUCUUCUUUAACAAGCAGGACAGCGGGACUCUGUUGCGCAUGGAUCAGUAUGGUGGCGUGAUAGUGGAUGUGAAUAUCUCAGACCACUCCACUGUCAUCAGCUUCACUGAUUACUAUGAUGGAGCGGCACCUGCUUUAGUUGUGAAUCACACACCCUCAGCCACGGUCAACUUCAGACAGAGAGGUUGUGAGGAGUGUUGGGCUCUGAGGCCAGGCGAAGCUCAGCGCUUUGCAUGGGAUGAUCCAGCAGGGGUGAGGAAGCUUUGUUGGAGCUGUCAAGACCACAGUGGAGAACUGGACCUUGUCAAGGAUGAGUGCGGGCAGUUUGCUUACAGCAGCUUGGUUCAGAUUCACUGGGUGUCUUUCCUGGAUGGCCGGCAGCGGGUGCUGAUCUUCACUGAGGAUGUUGGCAUAGUCACAAAAGCGCGGCAAGCAGAGGAGCUGGAGCAGUUCCAGCAGGAAGUCAACGUCUCAUUACAGAACCUGGGCCUGUCACUCAUCAACAAUGACAUCAGGCAGGAAAUUGCAUAUGUUGGCAUUACCAGUUCUGGUGUGGUUUGGGAAAUGAGACCGAAGAACCGCUGGAAGUCCUUUAAUCACAAGAACAUUGGACUGCUGGAGAAAGCCUACCAGAACCACAUCAACAAGAGUGAUCCAGGCUGGACUAUGCUAGAAACUGGCAUAGAGGUAAACUUUGGAAGAGUGCCCAUGUUAAUGAGACAGCCGUUUUCCUGCCAGAUAAGGAGAAACUUCCUGCCUGGCAUUCAUGUUGAGCUGAAGCAGUCACCUCAUCAGAGGAGUCUACGUGCACAGCUCUAUUGGCUACAGGUGGAUAAUCAGCUGCCAGGAGCUAUAUUUCCUACUGUGUUUCAUCCUGUUCCUCUUCCAAAAUCCAUUGUUCAGGACUCAGAGCCAAAGCCAUUCAUCGAUGUGAGCAUCAUCACGAGGUUUAAUGAGCACAGCCAAGUCAUGCAGUUUAAGUACUUUAUGGCAUUAGUGCAGGAGAUGGCAGUGAAGAUUGAUCAGGGUUUUCUAGGGGCAAUCCUUGCCCUGUUUACUCCAGCAACUGACUCUCUGGACAGUAAAAAGAAGAAUAAGCUGAUACAGAAGGAUCUGGAUGCCCUGCAGGCUCAGCUAAUGGAAAGCUCUCUUACAGACACCUCAGGGCUCAGCUUCUUUGAACAUUUCCACAUCUCACCUAUUAAACUGCAUUUGAGUCUGUCUUUGGGCUCCAGUGGAGAUGAGUCUGAGCAGGGUGAUAUGGUCGCCAUCCAGUCUGUCAACCUGCUGCUCAAAAGCAUCGGUGCCACACUUACUGAUGUGGAUGAUUUGAUUUUCAAACUGGCUUACUUUGAGGUGAAAUAUCAGUUCUACCGGCGAGAUAAACUGAUGUGGGCAGUAAUCAGACACUACACUGAACAAUUUCUGACACAGAUGUAUGUGCUGGUUUUGGGUCUGGAUGUUCUUGGAAAUCCAUUCGGGCUGAUCCGGGGCUUAUCAGAAGGAGUGGAAGCUUUCUUCUAUGAGCCCAUUCAGGGAGCUGUUCAGGGACCUGAGGAAUUUGCAGAAGGUUUAGUUAUUGGUGUUCGAAGUUUACUGGGUCACACAGUGGGGGGUGCAGCUGGCAUGGUGUCUCGUAUAACUGGCUCUGUGGGUAAAGGCCUGGCAGCCAUCACUAUGGACAAAGAGUAUCAGCAGAAACGGAGGGAGGAGAUGAACAGGCCCACCAAAGACUUUGGAGAGAGUCUGGCUAAAGGAGGAAAGGGCUUCCUCAAGGGAGUGGUUGGUGGAGUAACAGGAAUUGUGACCAAACCGGUGGAAGGGGCGAAGAAGGAGGGGGCUGCAGGCUUCUUCAAGGGCAUUGGGAAAGGCCUGGUAGGAGUGGUGGCUAGACCUACAGGGGGCAUCGUAGACAUGGCCAGCAGUACUUUUCAGGGCAUUCAGAGAAGUAACCAAAGGGUGGCAGAAUCCACUGAGGAGGUGACUAAAUUAAGGCCAGUACGUCUCAUACAUGAGGACGGCAUCAUACGGCCCUACGACCACCAUGCGUCGGAGGGCUAUGACCUCUUUCAGAGAUCUGAGAUUAAACAGUUGGACGGGGAAAUCUUCAGAGAACACUACAUGUACCCAGGACACAGAAAAACAAACAUCAUGAUCACCAACAGGAGAGUGAUGUGUGUGAAGGAGAUCGAUGUGAUCGGACAUUUCAAUAAAGAAUGGGAAUGUCAGUUUGAGAGUUUCCAGAGACCUCCAUGCACAGAAGGAGGAGAUCUGAAGAUAUAUUACCGGGAACACAACAAAUUGAACCUCAUUAGGAAGGACGGACAGGCACAAGUCAGAGUGAUACACAUGAAACAUCCUGACAUGGCUGAGAGACUGCGAGAAGGAAUCGACAAUGCCCAGUUUGCACGCAAGCAACAUCAGAUGGCGAGGCAGAAAUCACAGCGCUUUAUCAAAAUGGGCAACAGUUGAAUCAUGCCUAGCAUUCAAAGCAUCAUAUAUAUUUAUAUAUGUUUUGCUUAGAAAUACAGUAUAUUUAGGCAAAUGUCUUUUUUAAACUCGCUGGAGUUUUGAAUGUAUCUCUGAAUUUUUUGGAGUUAUCUCUUUUUUAUGUUUCAAUAGAUUUAAGCACUUUGAUUUUUGCUGUCAUGUUUGAUGUAUUGAUGUAGGACAAGUUGAAUAUCAUGGUAAGAGAUUUUUGUGUUGCUAUAAAAGAAAAUCACUACAUUAUUCAACUAUAAUAUGCACUGUUUAGCUUAAUAUUCUACCAACCUUGAUUACAAGAAAUCUGGCCCGCGCCCUUAUCUUUGUUUCUAGAUCAUCCUUCCCCUGACGUUGCAUAAAUGUACUCAAAAAUGGUAGAAAUGAUGCAUAAAGUUUUUCUCCAGACAUGAGCUCUGUCCGAAAUCACAUAGCCUUAGGCGUAGCUACUUAUUUUCAUAAGGAUUUUUUUAUAUAAUAUGUAUGUGUGUGUGUGUUUUGAAUGUAAUCUUGAUAAUCUUGACUGUAAAAACAAUGAUGGCCAACACGUCACCACCUUUGUUUUUACUAUAGAAAAGAAUGGCUGCUGUCACCUUGCACCAAUGACGUCAUUAAGAGCCUGAAUGCUGAUUUAUACUUUUUGCUUAGGUGCAUGCAGCAAAUCUGAUGUCGUUACAGUGUUAGCAAUCAUUAGCUUUGAGUUUGCACAGCUCCAUACUUAAAGAUGUACAACUUGGAGCAGAGUCUUGUCGUGCUUGCUGUUUUUUUAGCAGCUUUAGAGAACAAAAUGCACUUAUUUUUAUUGUAUAUAAUGUUUUGCAUUACGCAUGCAGUUAGCAUUGAUGAAGAAUGUAGCCUAAAUUACUCAUUCACACAGUGCUAAAAGCAAACAUUUUAACGAGUGUUCUCCUAAUUCAUCCUCAACCUGUUCAUUUUAUAUAUAAUUAAAUUCAUUAAUUCAGCAACUCCACUUACUGACUUCUUCACCACUAUUUCGUCAUGAAUGUUAUUCCGGGUCGCCCCCUGUUGUUAUUAAUAAUAGUACAGCAAUGACCACUUCAAAUCUGAAAGGGUUAGUUCACCCAAAACUGAAAAUUCUGUCAUCAUUAACUAAUCCUUCUCGUUCCAUAACCAUUGCUUCUCUUCCUGAAAACAAAAGAAGAUAUUUUGAAGAAAACUGAAAACCUGUUACCAUUGACUUCCAUAGUAUUUCCAUACUAUUGACUAAGAAAGUCGAUGGUAACAAGUUUUCAGAUUUCUGUAAAAUAUCCUGUGUUUAACAGAAGAAAGAAACUCUUAAAGCUUUGGAACCCCUUGAGGGAGAGGAAAUGUUUAUAUUUAGGUGAACUAUCCUUUGAAGGACCCGCAAUUUGCAGCUGUGGGGCCAGGUGAAUGUAUUAUUCUAACUUAUGUUAACCCAGUGGUGAGCAUGAGUUGGAGCUGCAGUAUUAAAGUCCUGGCCAUAUUUACAAAACAAAAAACAAGUGCACAGUCAUGGAGGCACACCCCAUAUUUAUUUCAUCAAAUAACUAACCAACAUCAGCAUUAUAAGAAGCACCCAAAAUCCAAAUUAAAGCAUUUGGGCGAAUAUUGUAUUUGAAUUAACGGUGAGUGGGUGGGGAUUAUGACUAAUGCAGCAUCCAGCCACCAGGGGGCAAUCUGUUUGUUUUGUUUUGUUUGUUUGUCUGUUUGUUUUUUGGCUUUACGUUCCAGGGCAUGUAAAACACUGUCUUACGCGAUCCCAAAUGACAUCCUGAACUCUUGUGGUGUUCUUCUGUCUGCACUUCCGUGACCUAAUGCUGCUUUGAGGUCAAAGCUUGCUACAAUGUAUCGACAGUGCACAAUGGCUGCAAAUGGGGUGAGAGCUUCAGAGAGCUUUAAUAUUGCAUUUAUGUUCAGUAGACUUAACAGUCAUACGCAUACAUUGGCUAUUGUAUGUCCACAAGACUGUAAGUGCACAAGAAUUGUGCCAUUUUGAACUGGGCAUUGCAAUUCACAAAUCCUCGUCCACGGCCUCAUGGGAUUGUUCAUAGUAUGCACACUUCAGAAUCUUGCCUGCAGUAUUAGGUCAUCUGGGUCCUUUGUGCAUACUCUUUUAUGAUUACUAUGAACUCAGACCUACUUCUUUUGUCCCAUACUGUUUUACACCUGCUAUAUACAGUAAAUGGAAACUAUGUGAUUUCGGAUAGAGCCGUGGUGGACUAUGACUAUGCAAUAAAAGUGCAGUUUCUGCUGUUCCACAAUUAGUUUGAUUAAGAUAUGACCUUAACUCUACCUCUUCUCAGUUUUCCCACAAUGAUGUUCAGAGAAUAUGUCAAAGCACCUGGCAAUGGAUUCUCUCCAUGUUGCUAAGAAACUGGGCUUCCUGUAUGUGGGUGCAAGUGACCCCUGUUGGCCUGUUGUGGGCAGGAAAGGAGAGGUUGGUUAUCCCGUGCCCUCCACCGUGGCUCUUUCCAUGUCCUCCUAUUUCCUAUGCAUCAGUAGACCAGACAUACACCCACAGGUCAAUGCUGCUGUGUGUAGACAGCUGUAACGGGCAAAGACACCAAAAAUGUCAUAAGUAAUCUCCACUAAUCCAAAGCAAACACUAGGAAUGUCAGGCUUUAUAUAAGAAUUUCCUCUGCUUUACUGCAUGAAAGAUCUUUCCGGAAACCUAAUGUGCUGUAGUCAUGAUCAUACAUCCCAUAUUGUAUUAAAAUCUACUGUAGCUUGAUGCUGCUGUAAAUAGAAACUAUAGUAUUGCACUCUAAUUGCAUCUCCGUGAAACUUAAAUGCACUAAAUAAAUCACAUUUGGUUAAAAUAA